This is a messenger RNA of Megachile rotundata (alfalfa leafcutting bee), 2034 nucleotides long. RefSeq names its product LIM domain-binding protein 2 Chi (gene Chi). Lineage: Eukaryota; Metazoa; Arthropoda; Insecta; Hymenoptera; Megachilidae. The record is from RefSeq and is a predicted model, not a curated record.
GUCGUGGAAGCUUGUGAUACAUUUUCGUUCCUUUUAUUCUCUUCUUUAACAAAUUGGCGUCGAAAGAACAACCGAGAAGACGAUGGACUACGAUAGGCGACACGGAGGAUGGAACUGAGCAACGUCCUUCUUUCAGGCUGUAGCCGCCUAAAUACGCCAUUGGCAGCCACCACCACACUGGAGGAUCCAGGAACACCAGCCUCUUGGAAGGGCCCGCCGCCGGGCUCGGAGGCAUCACCCUUUACACCCAACUCCGUUGGUCAGGGUGGUGGCCCUGGCUCUGGUCCCUAUAAUAGUUCAGGUGGUCCACCGAGCAAUGCAGCCUUUCAAGGACCGAGUCCUUUUCCCGGUAGUGCCGGUAGUCCGGCGGGUGCACCACCUUAUCAAGGUCCACCUCCCGGUUCCGCGACGCCUCAGUACACUGCCUCACCCGCGCCGAGCGGUUCUUCGACCCCUGGUCCAGGACCACCACCGAAUUCCUCGGGGUUCCCUCCACCGCCAAACAAUUCUGGACCUCCUUACAAUGGACCUGGACCAAGCCCGUUCGGCUCGCCUUCCGGUGGACCACCACAAUUCGUGGGUCGACCCGGCUCCUCGGGACCACCUUUCGUACCUCCUGGAGCAGGAAAUCCUCACUUUCCUUCGCACGGCCAGCCGUUCGGUGGACCCCAGUACGGUAUGCCGCCGGGCAGUCCGUUUGGACCCGGUCAUCCGAUGACAGGACCCAUUGGGCCGGGUCAUCCCGCGAUGAUGGGACCUGGCGGACCCGUCGACAGAAUGGACCAAGGGUGAGUCUUUGCAAUCUUCAUUUUUCUCAUCCUUUGCUUAUCAAUUAUGGACUAUGGCGUACCCAUGCUUUUACGUUUAAACUUGUAUAAAUUUUUAUUCGGGAAACGUUUUCAAAGAAUGAGGAUCCAGAGAAAUUGUUCGCAAAAGGGUUAACGGUUAGAUCCUUAAUUGAUAAGCAACUGUAUUAAAUCGAAAAGGUACCCACGAUCUUAGCGAAUGAAAUUAGUGCAUGCUAUUCAAUCGUUUCGUCUCGAGCAAAAAUAAAACGUGCUCAGCAGUGUAGCGUAAGGGAGGAACAUUGCACGCAGCAAUGACACAGCGCGUAUGAAAUGUAAAACUCUCGUACCGAGUAUGCAAAACGAACAAAUUCGUGUUCUCUUAUUUCUCGAUCGCGAUAUCAUCGACAAGCUAUCUUUGCUUUGCCCGGCAAAUUCAAAAACUCGUCAUUAUUAACGUGUAAAGCAACGUGUCGAACGUUGUCAGGCUGCUAAACAUUCCUAGAUAACAUGGUUCACAGGUAGCUACCAUUAUUUAUCACUCGCGUCCCGGUUAGUCCGCAUUCUUGCCUGAUAAUCCUGCUUCGACAGGGCAGCGUUCUUGCCCUCUGGAAGUGAUCUUGAAUCGUUUGCAUCGUCCUCGAUGCUCUGCCAGGCAAACUCGUUCUCGAAAUCGGUUACGUUCGAAACGAGCUUUCUUUAGUUUACACGAUAAGCAUGUACCGUCUACGAGGCGUUAAAAAUUGUUGCGACUAGUCUUCAAACGAAUUCGAGUUUCUCGUAAUUUGUUGAGAAGCACUGUCGGUAAAAUCAGAUUGUAUGAAAUCGAGAUUGCGCGUGCAUUUUUCUUAACCGGUUGCCAAACUUUUUCUUCGUUCGUUGCCAGACCGUGCGAAAACAUAUUGUCUCGUUGUUAAGUAUCGUUUUUGCGAACGAAACGAGCCAGGAUUGGCCGCGCAGACGAAGAAACCUGUAAUGAACGGCGCCAGCAGUGAAUUUCUCCGUGCUAAACUUGGCAGCCGUGUCACUGAUUCGCUUAUCUGCGAUCUAGAUUAUCGAUGCGUUCGAAAAAUUCGCGUUAUCCACGUUCUCGCUGUUUCUAUGCCUCUAAACCAGUACCUUUGCUGAAACAUGCUAUAACUUAUCCGGAGGGUUGACCGGUCCACUUAGAUCACCGUGAACCAGUUUUUCCGAAUAGUUCUCUGACAAACGUCUUUAGAGGCGUGACUCUAAAACGAACCGAGGGCGU